AUGAAUGCCACAAAGUUUGUUGUGAUUCUCUUCAUUGGAGUUGUGUGUGCCAAUGUUGGCGCAAGGCAGCUCGAAGAAGUCCCCAAAGAGGCCAAAUUAGGCAUCUCUAUUCCCAAAACUGCAACUACCAACGGCGUUGGUACUCAGCUUUACGUUGCUAUCGCUGGUAGGGGCUACGGAGGCGGAAGUAGCUACUCUGAAGCUGAUAACGGUCGUGGCGGUGCCAGGGCCCGUACAUCCGCGGGUGGCUUCGGAAGUGGCGAAGGAUCUAUCGUUGCCAGUGGUAACAACGCAAACGCUUAUUUAGGUAACUAUGGUACCGGUCAAGGCGAUACUAGAGCUGAAGCGGGAGACGGUGGUGCCACCACCGGUGGAAACGGCUUUGGAUAUGGCGACAGCUUUGGGAGUGGAAGCAGCAGCAGCAGCCCUUGA
This is a messenger RNA of Microthlaspi erraticum, 432 nucleotides long. NCBI's taxonomy places the organism in Eukaryota, Viridiplantae, Streptophyta, Magnoliopsida, Brassicales, Brassicaceae. The record is from the annotation of a GenBank genome assembly.